Messenger RNA from Diprion similis, 818 nucleotides. RefSeq lists its product as uncharacterized. The record is from RefSeq and is a predicted model, not a curated record. The transcript is spliced from 2 exons. Lineage: Eukaryota; Metazoa; Arthropoda; Insecta; Hymenoptera; Diprionidae. Bases 102 to 779 code for a protein of 225 amino acids.
CGUCUGCUACUGUUACGCACCAUUCGUGUAGCCAUGUUGGUAUCAAAACGUGAGAAUUGAUUAAAUUUUAAUGUUAAUAUCGUUACAUAGAAAGGUGGAAAAUGGCCCUUGGUCUACAUAGAUUUCUGCGUCAGUUGCAGUUAAAUACGAAAAGAACCAUUUCGUCGCAAAGUUACACGGCUAAACCGCCUCCGGAUGUUUUUAGUAGAUUAGUCGUUCCAUUGAGCAUCAGACACAACAACAAAGACCUGCGCCCGAACUCUAACAUCAAUUUUACUCCACGUAGUCUAGAUUUUGAUUCCAAUAUUACAAAUAACGGAGUAAACAUUUCUAAAAUAAUAAAAUGCCCUAUACUCACAAACCUGGAAAUAAUAGAACCGCCUAAAAGUGUCAGCGUAGACAAUGUUGAAGAUUUUCCAACAUCAUCUGUCCAGCUUCCACCCAUGAAGGAAAAUGAAGCAGAAAAACGAGCGGAAAGAAUGAUAGUAGUUAGAAGAAAAAAAAUGAAGAAACACAAGUUAAAAAAGCUACGGAAGAAGAUGAAAUAUGAGUGGGCUAAAGUGAGACAAAAGCGAGAAAUGCGGAAAGAAAAAGCCUUCCAGGCUGAACUUCUGGCGCAAAUUGCCGUAGCCGAGCAAUUUGACGCGGAAAAAUACGUGAUGGAAAAACUUGAAAAAUCGAAAGAUAGACCAGUUUUACAAAAACAGAGAAAAGUAUUUCCGCUCAGAUUCCCGCACGAGCAACCCAGGACCGAGCAAUUAGGACCAGUCACAAAAUAGUAGUGUCAGCAAGAAUAUCCUAUUAAUGUAUUAUACAGG